GAAUCUGCACCGAAAUCAGGAUGCACAGCCGGCUGCCAUGGAAUGCACCCGAACAAGGCAUAUCAGGAAGGGCAGACGUACAUAUACAACCUGGAAGGUACGUCGGUGACGUCUGUCACUGACGCGCAAGGAGAUGCGACUCUUAAACUGUCAGCCACCGUAGAAUUGUCCGUGAAACCGGAUUGCAUCCAUCAACUGCGGUUGAAGAACGUCCGGAUCAACGGGGCGCCGCCAUCGACGCCAGACGUUGAACGGUUUGCGGUCCAAUUCAAUUACCACGAUGGCCACAUCGACACCCAGCUCUGCACCGAACCAGGUGACUCCCAAGCGUCUCUUAACAUCAAGAGAGCGGUCGUCUCCCUGUUCCAGUCGACCGUUGUGCAGGAUAGCGGUUCGACGACACGCCACGAGACGGACGUGAUGGGAUCCUGUCCGACGCAGUUCAACUUCCGGAAAGAGGGCGACUCCGUGAUCGUGAACAAGAACAGAAACCUGGCCGGGUGCGCGUUCCGCGAGAACGUGAACCAUGCGCUCAUCUCCGGCAACACGGACACAACGGCCGGCGUGAAAACCGUCCCUCUGCUCGCGUCCCAGCAGUCGAUCGAGCAACGAUUCAAGCGCGGCGUUCUGAACAAGGCCGUGUCGAAGGAGGUGUACAAUCUGCUCCCGUUCAGCAACGGGAACGCCGGCGCCAAGACGAUCGUGGAAACUAGCCUGACUCUGAAGGACCAAAAGGGCGACAGUCCCGCGGCGGAGGUGUCUCAGCCCAAGUCCCUCAUCUUCGAGGCACCGCACCCGGUGUUGCAAUCGUCACCGGAAGCGAUCAACAACGCGCUGAAAGCCGCCAAGGCGGAAGUGGCCGGAGGCGUGAAGCCAGCGGCCGCUGCGAAAUUCACCGAGCUGGUGAAGGUGCUCAGGCUGAGCAGCAAGAACGACAUCCUCUCCGUCUACCAGAAAAUUCGUCCCGACAAGAGCGAGCAAAAGCUGUUCCUCGACGGUUUGUUCCGAGCUAGAAGCGGCGAGGCCGCCGAGGUCGGCGUCGAUCUGAUCAAGAACAAGGAACUCUCGAGCGUGCAGACUCUUCUGUUCUACGCGGGCUUGACUACCAUUCGUCACGUGAAUCUGCCGUCAGUGGCUGUCGUCGCGACGCUUCUCGACCAGCCCAAUUUGCCACGACUCGGCUACCUCGGUGUCGGACAGGUGAUCGGCAAGUACUGUCAGCAGCAUUCGUGCGAGAACGUGCCGGAGGUGAAGCAGGCGGUGCACAAGAUCCGCGAGAAGGUGGGCAACGGCAAGACGAAGACCAGGGAGCAGGAGAACACGGUCAUCUCUGCCCUGAAGGCGUUGGGCAACACUCGGUUCCUGGACGACGCGACUCUGCAGAAACUGGCCAACAUCGGCGCCGACAAGAACGUGCGGAACCGCGUGCGAGUGGCCGCCAUCGAGGCACUGCCCAACAGAUGCACGAUGAAGUGGAAGAACAUUUUGCUCAAGGUGCUGGCCGAUCGAGAGGAGGACAGCGAGGUCAGGAUCAAAACGUACUUGUCAUUGGUCGCUUGCCCCUGCCCGCAAGUUGCCAAUCAGCUGAAGGAGGUACUGGACAAAGAGACGGUGAAUCAGGUCGGAUCGUUCGUUCAGAGUCACUUGAGGAAUCUGAGAGCCUCGACCGACCCUAGCAAACUGGACGCCAAGGCUCACCUCGGACAGAUCAAGCCUCGAGGCAAGUUCCCCGAGGACAUUCGGAAAUUCUCCUUCAACAACGAGCUGUCCUACAAGGUCGACUCGCUCGGCGUUGGCUCGACUCUCGAGAGCAACGUGAUAUACAGCCAGAACAGCUUCGUGCCGCGUUCCACGAACUUGAACAUGACCGUGGAGUUGUUCGGCCGGAAUUUCAACUUCCUCGAGGUGAACACGCGCGUGGAGAAUCUGGACCGGUUGCUCGAGCAGUACUUCGGGCCGAAAGGCAAGAUCUGGGAGAAGGACUUGGAGGACUUGAAGACGGGCGCGAACGCGGCUAGCAAGCUCGGUAAGUACGCGAAGGAACGGUACGAGAGGCUGGUGAGGUCGAGGCGCGAGGUGAAGCAGGCCGACUUGGACAAAUUCGCGAGAAACGUUCAGCUGAAUCACAACGAGGUCGAUCAAGACCUGGACGUCGACCUGUCCGUCAAACUGUUCGGCGUGGAGCUCGCUUACCUCAGCUACCAGGGCGACAGAAACAAACUGAACCCCGAGGCGAUCAUCGACAAAGCGUUCAGCAACCUCGAGAAGGGUUUCAACGUCGUCAAGAAUCUCAACUACGACCUCGAGAACUACCUGCAGUUCCUCGACAGCGACCUCGUGUAUCCGACCGGGUUGGGAAGCGCGCUGAGCCUCGGUCUCACUGGAACGAGCGCGCUUCGUUUGAAGACUUACGGGAAACUGGAUCUCCAAGCUAUCCUCAAGGACCCGAGGAACGCCAACUUCAGAGUCGCGAUGGAGCCGAGCGUGUCCGUGAGAAUCGCCGGGAACCUGGUGGUGCAGGCACCUGGUGCCGAAUCUGGCAUGAGGAUCGUCACCACUCUUCACACGGCCACCAGCUCCGACAUAUCCGUCGCCGUGUUGAACGGGCACGGCAUCGACGUCAACUUUGGCAUACCCAAGAAGAAGCAGGAAAUCGUGAACGUGGAGAGCGAGGUGUUGCUCUCAUCUGGCGCCAAAGGGAACGAGUACGUGGCUCCCAAGUUCGUCAAGGGCAAAGAAUAUUCCGACUGUUUCGAACAAUUGUCCACCGUUCUCGGCAUAACCGUCUGCGGGAAGGUUUCGUACCCUCACAGAGACUCCAGCAUCGGCAAUCCGAGGCCACUGUUCCCUCUGAACGGACCGGCGAGGUUCGCAGUCAGCCUGGAGAACAACGACGUCACCAGCUAUCGGUUCAAGGUCGAUCUGAACGUGCGCGACGAGAAGAAACGUUCGUUCGAGAUUCUUCUGGACACGCCGAACAGCAAAACUAACAGACGCGUGGCGCUGAACGUGGAGGCAGGCCUCGAGCCGAACGUGUACGUCAGAGCAGCGUUCCACUCGCCCAUCAAAACCGCCGCGGCGGAGGCUGUACUCAAAAACACAGCCAAGGAACGCACCCUCACUGUUACCAUCAAUCACGAUCAGCUGGAGUUCCGCGGUCGCGUAGGACUGUUGUCCAGCGGCAGCAAGUACACGCCCGUGUUCGAGUACAAGCUACCCGAGCACAUUCAGCAGUUGGCCAGCGCGAGAACUGGCCUCGGGCCGAGUCAACAGUACAACGUGGAGGGCUCGGUGGAUGUCACGAAUUACGAAGGUGGCCAGAAGUAUGUAUUGGACAAGGUGGCCCUGGUCGCCGGUGAUCAGAAGCUGUUGGUGGUCGACGGGACCAUCGCGUGGACGCCCAGCAGCGUCAAGGCGGACACCACUGUCGGCUACACCGACAAGAACUUGGCCUUCAAACUGGACGGCAAGUGGAGCAAGGACGACUUCAAGCUCUCCGUUUCCGGCAUGCCGUCCAGCGAUCCCAACAUUGGAUUCAAUUUGAACUGGGAGCUGAAGAGAGGCGAGAACAACAUUGAUCACAAGUUCGUGUUCAUUCACGGAGCCGAUCCAAAUUCCGAGACCAAUCGCCUGUCUUUGAUACAGUCGGCAGUGUAUAACCUGGAUCCCAAGAAUCUCGUUCUGAGCGCGUCCAGCAAGCUCACGUACCCCGUGGUCAAUUUGAAAUUGAAAGGCGAGGGGAAACUGACCCGCAAGUCGGUCAGCGCGUCCCUCGAAGCGAAGUACAAAACGUUCAAGUACGGGACUGAGCUGUCCGCCAAGAAGGACACGGAGAAGCCCGGCGACUACGAGAUCGAACUGGAGGCCGAGCUGAUGGAGAACAGCGUCGAGCUGAAGGCGAAACGCGUGGUUCUCGAGGCACGCAAGAGCCAGUUCACCAAUUCCCUUCGGCUGGAACCAGGCGGCAAAUACACCGCCGACGCGGUCGUCACCCACGUCGUUGAAAGGAACAACCUGAACCUGCAACUGGACGGACAGUUGGAUCUGAACGGGAAGAAGGCGAAGCUCGGCGCCGGUCUGGAGGCGAAUCCUCAACUUCUCAACGCCGCCGUCAACGCGAAAAUCGACGGCGUGACGUACGUCGACUUUAAUCUGAAGACCACCCGAGUCCCGAAUCCGAGCGGCACUCUGAACGUCGACCUGAGGAACUGGCUGAUAGCCACCGGCCAGUUCUCUUACAAGGACCGCAAAGGUAGCGCCAACUUGGACGUGAACAUUCCCAAGAUCAAUCGCAAGAUCAAGGCGACUGGUUCCCUGGUUGGUUCCGGUACCCAAGAGGUGCUGAACCUCGAGCUCCUCUACGACGCUGAGAAGGAUCCCAGCAAACGCGUCAAGGUGUCCAGCGUCUCCGACAUUACCGCCACGUCCCUCGACACGAAGAACGUGAUCGAUGUGUUGAACUACAAGCUGGAGGCGAACGUCAAGGGUCAGUUGCAGGGCAGCCUGAGGGAAGGUCAGCUGCAAGUGGACGCGGACGUCACUCUGCCAAGCGGGCGACACCUCGUGUACAAGGGGAGACGCGACGCCGCGAAGAGGGAGAACAAAUACGACGUGAAGGUGUCGAGCGAGUUGAACGAGUACGAGCAGAAGGGCGGACCGUCGAGGAAGUUGGCCGCCAACUUCAAUAUGCUGGAGUUCGACCCGAUCGUCGCGACCUUCAAAGCCAACGGCGACGUGAAGUACGUCAACAGGGAGGGGAAGGACGCGCGAUUGGCGUGGAACGCGAAGAACCUGGAUCAACCGGACAAGAAGAGGCUGACGGAAUUGAGGGUUGAAGUGGACGGAACUAGGGUCCCGAGGAAGUUGCAACUGCAGGCUGACUCCGUCAAGGGCGACGGCGCUAGAACUUACAACGUCAAGUCGUCGUUGGGAGACGAUCUGUCAUUGUCGAGCAACGUAGAUCUAAGAGAAGGGAACAACGUCGACAAACCAUGGAGAGCAGACGGCGUCUUAGAGGUGAAACUACCCAGCGAGAAGCUGAGUAACUUGAAACUGGAAGUUUCGUCGAGUUUGUUGCACUCCAACGAGCCGGAUAUCACGAAAGCAACGGACACCGUGAGACUGACGUACAACAACGACAAAAAGAUCGAACUGGACUCGGAAUUGGAGCUGAAAGGACUGAGCAACACGAUCACGAAUCCCAGCGAGGGUCAAGGGAAACUAGCCGUGAACAUUCUGGAUCUUCCUCGCGUACAACUGUCGGGCAAUUACAAGUUCAACCCGACGUCCGAGAAGAAGACGGCUACGAGCGUUUUGGACGUCCAGUACGGAGAAAAAGCGAUCUCGUUCAGGUCCGACAGCGAGUACCUGCCCGCAUCGUCCACCAUCAAUAUCAAGGCCAAAGGCAAUUUGCUCCACGAGAAACUGCGCAACGUUGACUUGCAGCUCCUCUACACGAGAUCGGAAGAGGAGAACAAGGUGUCGAUCGACAGCAAAGUCGUUGCUGACGGCAACAAGUACACCCUGAAUAGCGAGAUUCAGCAUCUGGACACGAACAGCCUGUUCCACGUGAUAGCAACGUGCCCGAAUGGGAAACGAGAGGUGCUCUCGAAAUUCCAGAAACUCAACGACAAGGAGUACCAAGGCGAGUGGAGAGUGGACACUCCGAAAGGAUUCGUAAAGGCGGACGCGCACUUGAACCUCGAGAGUAUCGACAAUUUCGUGAUCAACGCGAAUUUCGACAGCGACAAGGUCAAGCACCGCAAGAUCCACGCGGAGAUUGCCAACAAGCCAACGGCGAAGAGCGGGAAAACCAUCACCGUCACCGUGACAAGCGACGGAAAGAACGUCGUGACCGGAAGUACGAACUACAAACGACGCGACGAAGAUGGGAAGAUCGUGGUAGAGGGUAACGGGAACUUGAAGAUCGGCGAGAACACCCGAAGCUCCUCGUUCAAGUACACCCGUCAGCAACUUAGCCGUGAAAAGGACGGGGAGGUCGGCGUGGCGAUGGUGUUGAACGCGAAUUUCGGCCCGUCCGCCAUCGUCGGCGAACUGAAACUCUCCAACAAGGAGCUGCACAUUUUCAACAGCUACUGCGAGCAGAACAAAGACUGCGCUCUGUUCAAGCUGCAGUCCAUCGUCAACGUUCAACAGAAAGCUCUACUGAAACAUCAAGUGACGGUGGAAGUAGACUUGAAGAAGUUCAACGUGCCAGUGGAGUUUGGCCUGAAGACCAGUACCGAGCUGAAAAACCCGAUCUUCGAUCACACAACGAACCUUUAUCUUCAUUCCUCCAAGGACAAGACUGAAUACACUUAUCAACUGUACAUUCAUCCUAAAGAAGCAGCUUCCAUAUUAACGUUGCCUUCUCGCGAGGUCGCCACCAUUUUGACAUACGAUCUGCCAAAGAGCAAGCAGACAGCAGCGUACAAGAUUGACGCGUCUCUUUACAUGGACAGAAAGAACAAACCAUCCGACAAGACCAGCCUGUCUGUCAUCGGAGACAUUAACGUCGAAAAGAACAGCGUGUCUCUCAGUGGAGAAACAAAGUUUACGUAUCCAACGCAGCCAAAGGACAUGGUGGUGAAAGGAAAUCUCCAAUACGGUGGCGAGCAACUGUUCAACGCCAAUCUGGACGUCGACGUGUUCGCCAAGCGUGCCCAGAAGAUCACGAUCGCGGCGAAUCUACAGAGGCAAGAGAUCCCAGACGGCAGAAACGUGACCGGCCUGAUCGAGGUGAACAGCCGCGGUCAACAACUGAAGCUCGACUUGAAAUCUCACUUGACCGUGUCGAGCAAGCAAAUAGGAUUCGGUAGUUUGUUCACUUACAACGACGUGAAGCAGAAACCAAAGACCUUGGGAGCUCUGUUCUCCGCUGACGCGAGCCACGUCUCCCUGCUGGUUACUUUGCCUGAUCGGGAGCUGAUCAGGGACGAGUGGAAGCUCGAUAUCUCGAAGAACAAGCAGAAGAUCGACAGGGAACUGUCUCUGUUGGGCGACGCUCCUCGCGUUCUAUCCCUGGAGGCCAGUGACUUCAACAAAUUCAAACUCGAAGUCUACCUGAAAGACAUCCCCAAGGACAAAGUGAUCGUCAAUGGUCAAAUGGUCUUCGGUCAAUUGGCGCAGAUCCACGCGGACUAUUUGAAAGACGGGACGAAGAAGAAUCUGUUCCACGCGUUGGUCCAUUUGGACGAGAAACAGUUCCUGAAGCCCGACUUUGGUUACAGCAAAGAGAACAUUGUCGAACUGUUGCAAGUCGUUAAAAACAAGAAUCUUGCGCUGGUAAACAGACUGAAGGAGAUCAACGAGUACGCGUUGGAGCAAGUAAAGGCGGAAGGCACCGACUUGGUGGAGCAUCUGAAGAAGGCACAGCCGAACAUGAAGCCGCUCGUGGAUUACUAUCAGGGAGAACUGAACAAGAUAAAGAACGAGCUCAGCGCUGACGAGACCAUCAAAGAAAUUCAGGCCACCUUAGUAUGCUGGCGCACUUUGGCGGAAAAGUCCUUGGACAUCGUGAACAAAUACUUCGGCGCGAUCAUCUCAGCCAUCACCGAGACGAUGAAACAGGUCGCGAAAGGGGUCGAGAAGCUUCAACAACAGCUGAACGAGCUGACAGCCACACUGAAGGAAGCUGUCAGGUCAAUCUACCCGAAACUAAAGGAGUCGUACGACAAAAUAUUCCGUCACGUCGUCGACAUCGUCGACACCGCGGUGAAACUCGCCAACACUUAUCUCAACGCGGUCCUCGACCUGAUCAAUCAGCACCAAAAGGAGAUAAAAGACGUGAUCAACGUGGUCACCGGGCUGUCUCAAGACUUCGCCAAGGUCGUGCUCGUGGCGUUCGAACAGAUCAAACGGAACGUCAGCGAGUUUUACACCAUGCUGGUGAACGAGCUGAAGGCCCUGCCUGUUUACGAAAUGCUGAAGGAGAAGCUGGAGGAACUGAAGAACUUCGAGGUGCCGGAAACGGUUUUGGGCCCGCUCGAGGAAGUGUGCAAGAUCACGAAGACCGUUCUGCCUACUGAGGAACUUCGCGAGCUCGUCGACGCUGGCUGCCAGUACGUCGUCAAGCAUCUCAAACAGGAGAAGUUGGACGAGGUGAGCGAACUGAAGAGGCUCUACUCGCACUUGAUUGCCGCGAUCCAAUCGCUCCUGGGUCUCGUGCAGAAACAGACAACGUUGGACAAUUUGUUGAGCUACGUUCAAUUCCAACCACUCGACUUCAGCCUGUGGUACAGGCUUCCAGGCAUUCCCACCGUUAGAUUCUCCGUUUUGAACCUCUUGCGUAACGGAGAGCUACCGACGCCUUUGGACUUGUACCACGCUUACAGACCGACUCUGUACGUGCAAGAUAUCGUGCCACCGUUCAGCAAGUGGGGAAUAGUCACCGACGGAGGCCACUUCUUCACGUUCGACGGACGCCAUUUGAGCUUGAGCGGCACCUGCACCUACAUUCUGGCGCAGGAUAUGCAGGAUGGGAACUUCUCCGUCGUGGCGAACUUCAACAACGGGAAUCUGAUCAGUAUCACGAUCACCGAGCCUAAAGAGAGCAUCACGCUGAAGAACAACGGGAACAUUUUGGUGAACAACAAGCCGGCCGAUUACCCAGCGAACACGAACAACCUGCACGCUUUUCUCAUCCAGCCGUUCGGCAACGUCAAGUCCGAUUACGGUGUCUGGCUCACGUGCACGAACAAAGCGCCAAUGAUCUGCACCGUCCAGGUUUCCGGCUUCUACCUGGGUAAACUCCGUGGAAUCUUCGGCGACGCGAACAACGAGCCUUACGACGACUUCACUCUGCCCUCUGGAAAGAUCACCGAAAGUGGAGCAGAAUUUGGAAACGCGUACAAGCUGAAGGGUGAAUGUUCAGAAGCGACUGCAGUCGACCACACAGCGCGUGCUCCGGUCUGUACCGACUACUUCACCGGCACCGCAACAUCUUUGAAAUCGUGCUUCGACAUCGUCAAUCCGGCACAGUAUCGCGAUGCCUGCGAUCAUGCAGUCGCCGGUAAUACACCAGCAGGCGCUUGCAUAAUCGCCAGCGCUUAUCACACUGCUUGCUACAAACAAGGCGUCAUGAGCACCCGUAUCCCAGCGUCUUGCACGAACUGCAAAGUUGGAGCUAACAAGGUCGACGUAGGCGACACGUUCAGCGUGAAAAUCCCGAAGAAAGAGGCCGACGUUAUUUUCGUGGUGGAGCAGCAAACGCCGAACGAGAAAAUUUACAAGGAAUUGGUUGUACCUUUGAUGUCCGAACUCAGAACGGAAUUGAAACAGCACGGAGUAACAGACGUGCAUAUCGGACUUAUUGGAUACAGCGAGAAGAUGAAGUGGCCGUUGCACUACACGUUAAACGGCGAGACCAACAUCGAGGGCGAGGUGAAAAACAUGAAGUUCGACGAGAAGAAACCAACAAUUACUCUGCAGGAAGCAAAGAAUGGCGAUACAAAGACGAAGCUGGAUUAUUUACACCAGAAAUUGGACGUCGAGCUGGGUACAUUCAAAUUGACCGACGCUUACGAGGCGGCAAUUCGAUAUCCCUUCAGACCUGGCGCAGCCAAGGCUGUAAUUGGAGUGAUUGCCAACCCUUGCGAGAAGACCCCGUUCCUUAUUUCGUUGCAACAAAUCAGGCUUCUACUCGGUCACAAGAUAUACCGUGAUUUGGGACUCACCUACUACCAUGUGUCGUACCCCGAGGAGCUGCUUGUCUCGGGCAAAGCUCAGAAGAACAUCGUCGGCUACGACCAGGACAGCGUGUACACGUUCGCUGACAGCAAGAAGAAGCCUCUCACCGGAAGCACCGACAUGAAGAGCAAUCUCUCGCCGGCGAUCAAGGACGUCUGCGCUGACUUCGCGGUUUCCUCUGGUGGUGCAGCGUUCAGUUCGAACAAUUUCCUGGACGCCAAGCCGAACCAGAAGAAGCAAUUCGUCCACGUGGCCGCGAAGAGAGUCGCCGACGGACUCGUUAACUUAGAGCUGGAGAAGGAUUGCUCGUGCGAAUACCAGUACGGUAUGAUCGGUCGUGCUCAGUGCAAAAUCGUAGCACGCAAGGAGAGACCCAAGGGAGGAGCGAAGGAUUAAAGCGAGCUCGUUGCGCAGACUAUCAUUACUAAUUAAUUUAGGUGUAUUGUGUUUGUUACUUUGUUAUGAUACGGCAGUCGUAUUUUUUUUUAUUUUUUUUUUUUUUUCGAUAUACUAUGUAAGCAAAUUAAGGUCGACGGUACUUCCCAGCGACGGGGAAGGCCACAAUUAUCACGAGAAACUCACUUUCCCUGGGUCGAGAUUCGCUCUCUGGCGAGGCUCGUCCGACACCGAUCGUCCCUAUUUUCUCCUUUAUAUAUUUCUUCGCUAGUUAUCACGUAUACGUUGUGUAAUGUGUAAACGUUGAAAAUUCGCUGGCAAAUCAGCUCUUAUUACGGCCUUUACAAACGCAUCAGGUAUUUAAUAACGUUUCGACGGGUGACAAUGUAAGGAAAAGAAAAGGAAAUAAUAACCGCAAUGAAUAACGCAACCGUAAUACCUGCACGUCCGACACCGCGAACGAUACACCGGAACAACAUCGAUUCGAUUUACGGUACGAUUUGUACGGCUUACCUUUAUUAAAUUAAGAUACCGGUGCUGUACAACUCGAGGCUAAUCUGAAUUCAAUACCGACCGACGUACCGUUUAUCGUCGAUGCGAAUGAAAACGAUCAUACGCGCUAAACAAUACUAUGGCUUGUGAAGAAAUAUACGUACACUGUUCUUGUA
This is a messenger RNA of Frieseomelitta varia, 10751 nucleotides long. It is a transcript of the gene apolpp, whose product is annotated as apolipophorins. Gene Ontology annotation, molecular function: lipid carrier activity. Gene Ontology annotation, biological process: lipid transport. The transcript is spliced from 28 exons. The coding region runs from base 43 to 10083 and encodes 3346 amino acids. NCBI's taxonomy places the organism in Eukaryota, Metazoa, Arthropoda, Insecta, Hymenoptera, Apidae. The record is from RefSeq and is a predicted model, not a curated record.